Molecule: messenger RNA, 1223 nt
Organism: Hydractinia symbiolongicarpus
Lineage: Eukaryota; Metazoa; Cnidaria; Hydrozoa; Anthoathecata; Hydractiniidae
Product: aspartic and glutamic acid-rich protein-like
Exons: 2
Coding region: 81-1184 (367 amino acids)
Source: RefSeq, a predicted model, not a curated record
GGACUUUAUUUCAUUAACCAAAGAUUCCUCGAGAACUUAAAAUCUCAAGAAAGCAAUUACGUUUCGCACAUCCUACAAAAAUGAAGAUUGUUAUCUUGCUUUUGGCAUUUUUGGCUGUCUCUUUAGCAGCACCAAUCACAACUGAGGACAAGAAAGAUGCUCCUGCAGUGGAAGUAGCCGCUGAGGAAAAGGUCGCUGACGUACCAGAACAAACCGCUGAACAAAAAACCGAAGAUGCCCCAGAAGAAGAAACCGAAGAUGCUACUGAGGAAGAAACCGAAGAUGCUCCUGAGGAAGAAACCGAGGAUGCUCCCGAGGAAGAAACCGAGGAUGCUCCCGAGGAAGAAACCGAAGAUGCUCCUGAGGAAGAAACCGAGGAUGCUCCCGAGGAAGAAACCGAGGAUGCUCCCGAGGAAGAAACCGAAGAUGCUACCGACGAAGAAAUAGAGGAUGCUCCUGAGGAGGAAACCGAGGAUGUUCCAGAAGAGAUCGAGGAUGCUCCCGAAGAGGAAGAUGAAUCCGAGGAUAUGGAAUUUGCCGUCCCAGAAGAUGAAGAAUUUCCAGAAUUCGAGGAUGAAAUAGAAUCUGAGGAAGAUGCUCCAGAAGAGGAUGAGACCGAAGACGUCCCAGAAGAAGAUGAAGAAGAGACCGAAGACGUCCCAGAAGAAGAUGAAACCGAAGAGACCCCAGAAGAAGAUGAAGAAGAGACCGAAGACGUCCCAGAGGAAGAUGAAACAGAAGAGACCCCAGAAGAAGAUGAAGAAGAGACCGAAGACGUCCCAGAGGAAGAUGAAACCGAAGAGACCCCAGAAGAAGAUGAAGAAGAGACCGAAGACGUCCCAGAGGAGGAUGAAACCGAAGAGGUCCCAGAAGAAGAUGAAGAAGAGACCGAAGACGUCCCAGAGGAGGAUGAAACCGAAGAGGUCCCAGAAGAAGAUGAAGAAGAGACCGAAGACGUCCCAGAGGAGGAUGAAACCGAAGAGACCCCAGAAGAGGAUGAAGAAGAGACUGAAGACGUCCCAGAGGAGGAUGAAACCGAAGAGACCCCAGAAGAGGAUGAAGAAGAGACUGAAGACGUCCCAGAGGAAGAUGAUGAAGAGACUGAAGACGUCCCAGAGGAAGAUGAAGAAGAGACCGAAGACGUCCCAGAAGAAGAAGAUGAGCAAGUUGAAGACGAGGAAUAAACCUCUUUUUAAAUGUGAACGAACUUCUGCCUAAUAUUU